AUGGUCAACGUCCCCGCGGGCCGCCAUGCCGCGGCGGUGAAGGCAGAGGAGCUGCAGAUUAAGCUGCAGGCGCUGGACGUGUUCGAGCCGUACAACCGCGCGAUGCGCGAGACGGAGGAGGUGGUGAAACAGUACGGGGAGGCGACGAACGACCACAGCCUGGCGCUGACGGCGGCCAAGGCCCGCGCGACGCAGCUCCAGCCGUUCAAGGCCGACCUCGAGAAGUCCGUGCAGGCCAUUUUGAACCGCGAGGCCGCGGAGCAGGAGCGCGUGCUGGGCCGGGAGGAGGAGCUGAUCGAGGAGGAGGCCGCGGAGGUCGAGGCGCAGCUCAAGCAGCAGGAGGAGGAGGCCGUGGCGCGCGUGCAGGACAAGCAGAUCCUCGCGAAGGAGCUCUUCCGCGCGGAGAACCUCCUCCUGCAGCAGCUCGAGCGCAUUGCCCAGGAGCGCAAGACGUCGCAGGCCGACCUCGCGCUCCGGCGCGCGGACGAGGCGCGCAAGGCCGCGGACCGCAUCGAGGACCUGCGCUCCGAGCAGCUCCGCGAGGAGGAGGGCAUGCGCCGCGCGUUCAACGAGUGGCGCUACGCCCGGCAGGCCGACGCCGCCAAGCAGCGCCAAAAGUACAUCGACUCCACGGACGCGAACAAGGCGCAGCUGCGGAAGAUCGUCGAGCAGGCCAAGGCCGCGGCCGAGGAGGCCCGCGCGCGCGCCACGGACCACACGCGCGUCGUCCGGCAGCGCCAGAUGCGGAAGGAGGAGCUCAUCGCGGAGUUUCAGGGGGCGCGGCAGAAGGCGGACGUGGCGCGGGAGGCGGCGGCGGACGCGCGGGGCACGUACGCGCGCGAGGAGGCGGCGCUGAAGGCCGAGGUCGACGCGUUUCUGCAGGAGCGCGAGGAGCGGACGACCAAGGCGGACCAGGGGGAGGUGGACUUCCGCGAGGGGAUCGAGCAGCGGCGGAAGGAGGUGCAGGCGGAGGCGCGGGCGAAGCUGGAGGAGCUCAAGCAGCAGAUGGAGGAGCGCACGGGCAAGCUGCACGACACGCGCGAGGAGCACGACAAGGCCGAGGAGGAGCGGCGCGCGGCGGAGCUGGACAUCGCGGGGCGCAUCGAGCGGCUGAAGGAGGGGUACCAGUCGGCGAAGACGGAGGCGACGCAGUUCGAGAAGGACGCGGAGCAGCGGCGGCAGUACGCGGAGCAGGAGCUGCAGCGGCGGCGCGAGGCGCUGCGGCAGCACGACGCGGACUUCGCGACGGAGAUCCAGACGAUGCGGCGGGAGGCGGAGGAGGCGCACGCGGCGCGGCUGCGGGCGCUGGAGGAGGCGAAGACGAAGACGGACCGCGAGAAGGUGGAGGCGAUCGAGCAGGAGCGCGCGGCGAUCCAGCGGCGCGUCAAGGAGACCACCGCGAAGUUCGACAGGCUGCUCGAGCAGCAGAUGGUGGUCGUCGCGAACGCAAAGGCGGGCCUGGAGGCGCAGAAGAUGACGAUGGAGAACGCGGAGCGGUCGGUGUCGCAGAUGGAGAAGCGGCGCGGGAAGAUGGUGACGCAGCAGGACGCGCAGUGGGACGAGGAGAAGGGCCGCCGCGAGAAGAAGCUGCAGGCCCUCAAGGCGGAGUGGGACCGCGCGAAGCAGGAGCUCGACGCGCGGAAGGCCGCGAUGGGCGGGAAGCACGACCGGUACUUGGCGGAGCUGAAGCGGGAGCACGAGGAGGUGAAGGGCACGCUGGCGGAGCAGACGGCCAAGCACGCCAAGCGCAGGGAGGACCUCCAGGCGCAGAUCGAGGCCGAACGGAAGAAGUUCAAGGAGGACUACGCGAAGCGGAAGACGGACCUCGAGGCGCGGAAGGCGGCCGCCGCGGCGGCCCUCGAGGCGGACAAGGCGGCGGAGGAGGCCCAGGAGCCGCUGGACGUGGCGGCGGCGGCAGCCGACUCCAUGCAGGCGGAGCUGGAGGGGCAGAUGCAGGCGCUGGACGCGGAGCGUCGGCGGGUGCGCGACUUCGAGGACGGCGCGGAGCUCCUGAUCGGGCAGGCGGCGCAGGAGAUGCAGCUGCAGAUACAGCAGCUGCAGGAGGAGACGGACAUCAAGUUGGCGAGUCUCAAGGCGAAGCUGGACCAGGAGGUCAAGGAGGCGGAGGCGGACGCGGCCGCGGGCGUCGAGGACUGCACGCGGCGGCUGCGGAUGGUCAUGGAGCAGAGACAGACUCUCGAGGAGACCCUGUCGGACCAGGAGGAGCAGGUGGUGAUCCUGAGGGCGUCCGCAGAGCAGCAGACCGCGCUGCUGAAGCCCGAGCUCGGGCUGCUGUCCGCGCAGCUCCUGCCGCGGGACGAGGUCGCGCGGAUGGACGCAGAGAUCGCGGACGGCGUGCCGGUCGGGGACCGCCUCAGCAAGCGCGUGCAGCACGAGGCGGCGUCGAUCCACGCGCUGCACGUCCAGAUCCAGAUGAUCGUCGCGGAGGCGCAGGCGGAGGCCAAGGCUGUCGAGUUCGAGGCCAAGCAGCUCGAGAUGCAGGUCGCGUGGCUCAAGGACGAGGAGGAGGACCUCAAGUCCCGCGCGGAAGGCAUCAAGCUCUCCACGGAGCGCAUCGUGCAAGCGAAGACGCAGGCGUACGAGACGCAGAAGGAGAUUCUCACGAGCGACGCACUCGAGGAGCGCAAGCGGCUGCAGGCGGUGCACUCGCGGAAGCGUGUCGAGCUGCUGUCGCUGCCGAACGAGCGGAAGCACCUCCUCGCGCACCUCACGUCCCGGCUCGAGGAGUGCCGCACGCGCGCGUACAUGGUCGACAAGUCCCUCUCGAUGCUCGCGACCAACGUCAGCUACAGUCUGACGCGGCAGGACAAGGACAAGAUCGUCGACUUCCGGCGGCUGCAGCUCGAGUCCUCGCGGCUCGCGGCGGAGGAGAACAAGGCGGUCGUGAAGCUCGAGGCCGCGCUGAAGGCGCGCAUGGAGGAGGCGCUCGCCGAGGAGGCCCGCACGCUCGGGCAGCUCAAGACGCGCAUGAUCGCGCUGGAGGCGCAGAUCGCGAAGAUUCCCGCGGACUCGGCCGAGGCGGAGCGGCUGUUCAACUUCCUGAGGCACGUCGAGGAGCAGAAGGCCGCGCUGUACCAGGAGGCGGGGCAGCUGAUGGCGGAGGACGAGAAGCGGUACCUCGCGGAGAAGCGGAAGCGCGAGGACGAGGCGGACCGGCCGCUGGCGGCGAUGCGGCGCGAGCGCGACGACGCAGCGAAGGCGUUCGAGUCCGCGAAGGCGUCGCUGGCGCGCGAGACGGAGCGGUUGAAGGCGCUCGAGGAGCAGGCGCGCGACGAGCUGGCCAAGGCGCAGCUGGAGGACGCGCUGCUGGAGGCGCAGCGGAGGGCGGCGGAGGAGCAGGAGCGGCUGGAGGAGGAGCGGAAGCGCGUGGAGAAGGAGCUGAAGGAGAAGCACGCGAUGCUGGAGAAGCAGGCGCGCGAGCACGAGCAGCGGAUGCGCGACGAGGCCAAGGAGAUCGACCAGUGGCUGGAGGGCGAGGAGGAGGAGGAGCGGCGGCGGGAGAUGACGCUGGGCGAGCUGAAGACGUCGUCGGCGCAGCGCGUCAAGGACCUGGAGGCGGAGGUCGCGCGGCUGGAGAAGGCGCGGCGGGAGCACCGCGACGCGGGGACGUCCGAGCUGAUGCAGCUGACGACCGAGCGCGACAAGAUCCCGCAGGACGUGCAGUACAUGCAGCGGUCGAUCGACGAGUCGCUCAAGCUCGCGCUCGCCGCGCUGGACGCGGAGGCGCAGGAGAAGGAGAACCUGGUCAAGGCGUGGCGCGAAGACAACGAGCUGUUCGUGCAGCAGGGGGAGAACCGGCACAAGACGGCCAAGGUGCGGCUGCGCGGGUUCCGCGACCGGCUCGAGGAGCUCGAGGCGGCGCGGCAGGACGCGGAGGGCGCGGAGCAGCGGGCGCGGGACGCCAUGGAGGCGGCGGUGGCGGCGUGGGAGGCCGAGGUGGAGGUGCAGGCCGAGCUCGACGCGCAGGCGGCGAAGAUGGAGGCGCGGCACGGGGAGGCGGACAAGGGGGCGGAGGAGCGGCGCGUGGCGCUGGAGCAGCGGCUGCAGAGGAAGCUGGAGCGCAUCUCGUCGGUGCUGACGGAGAUCUGCGCGGCCAAGGAGGAGGAGCUCGGGCAGCAGAUCAAGCACUCGCGGACGGAGCUGACGAGCCUGAUCGGGCGCGUGGACGGCGCGCUGCAGCAGCGGCUGCAGGAGCUGGGGGAGUCGGAGAGGGAGUCGAUGGUGUAUUACGACGCGGCGGAGAAGGCGGCGCGGGAGGAGACCGAGGAGCACAAGCAGUUCGCGCACAGCGCGCAGGCGGAGCGCGUGAAGCAGCGGGAGCGGGACAACAAGGACGCCGCGCAGGAGCGCGAGCAGACGCGCCGGGAGAACGCGGACAACGACGCGCGCGCCAAGGCGCGCUACACGAAGGAGAUGAUGAGCAUGGAGCGCGCGGUGGACUCGCUCUGGCGGUCGCUCGUCGAGACAGUCGCCCGCGAGGACGCGCAGCUCGACGAGGAGCGCGAGCUCGAGGUGGCGCGCCUCAAGGCCAAGGCGGAGCUCGAGGCGGAGCGCGACCUUGCGCGGCGGAACCGUUUGUUGCAGGAGAAGUACGAGGAGGAGCGGCGGCGCGCGGAGGAGGAGACGGAGCGCAUGCGCGCCAAGGUGAUGGAGGACCUGCAGGCGAUGGAGGCUGCGGCGCGCGCGAGCAUCGAGGAGGAGGUCCGGCGCAUGCAGAUGAUCCAGAUGGCGAUGCAGCAGGAGGCGUUUGCGCGGCUGGAGCUGACGAUGCGGGAGAAGAUGCUCGAGGUGGAGAGCAAGAACCAGGACGCGGCGACGCGGCUGAAGGAGAUGAUGGACCAGGAGGCGCAGCGGGCGCAGAGCAUCGUGCAGGAGACCAUGCAGCAGAAGCUGCAGCGGAUUGGGGAGGCGUGGAAGUCGAACGCGGCGGCGGGCGCGGCGCAGCGGGACGCGGUGGCGAGCGGGGCGCCGGACGCGGAGCUGAAGAAGUACGAGGAGGAGCAGCGGGCGAUGGAGGCGGAGCUGCGCGCCAUCGAGGCGGAGAUCGCGCGGCUGCAGGGGGGGGAGUGA
Messenger RNA from Pedinophyceae sp. YPF-701, 5091 nucleotides. The record is from the annotation of a GenBank genome assembly. Lineage: Eukaryota; Viridiplantae; Chlorophyta; Pedinophyceae.